This is a messenger RNA of Rotaria socialis, 606 nucleotides long. The record is from the annotation of a GenBank genome assembly. NCBI's taxonomy places the organism in Eukaryota, Metazoa, Rotifera, Eurotatoria, Philodinida, Philodinidae.
AUGCUGUCAAACAAACGUUCUUAUUCAAAUCCAAUCUACGACAUCAUCGAUGAAUCCAAUUCAUCAAUUAAUCAACCAUUAAUGAUUGAUAUUGAACCAAUUAGUUCUUAUACAUGUACAAAUACAAAUCAUAUACCUCGUCUACUUUUAGCUGAUUGUUUAACUAGUCCUCCAUCAAAUAAUCAUCAUAAUUAUGUCAAUCAAAGAAUUGAUGAAGAACAAAAUGAAGAAAAUCUUAAUCCAUUAUAUGCGAAACCAAGAAAACGAUGUGUAACAUUGCGCGAUGAACCUAUUCUUAUUCCAACAAAGACAAGUCGCUUUUCAAUGAAAUCAAUAAAACCUGAACGAGCUCAACUAGUUAGCACAACGUUACCAGCUGCCACCGUACUUUCAUCGAUUGAAUCAUCAGAUGAAAUCGAUCAAUUUAUUGCACGUGAAAAUGAACGUGUUGAACGAGUUAAACUACGGAGACGACAUCGUAGAACAACAAUGAUCAUUAAACAGACAGAAAAAUCUCUAUCAGCAUUCAGCAAUCCAAAUUAUGUAGAAAUUCCAGUAUUAGAUAAUAAUCAAGAGAAAAAAUUAUCAAAAUCUAUUCUUGUUUAG